GCGGCGGCGGCGGGAGCAGCAGCCGGAGUCGAGCUGCGUCCGAGCGGGGCUGCUGCGGCCAGCACCGGCGCCGAGCGAGCCCCGGGAGCCCCGCGCCCUCUCCCAGGCCCUGAGGGUUGGACAAAUCCUUUGUGCUCAGCCGAAACCCGUGGAGGAGUGAUGGACAGAGCCAGCCCUUCCCUCCUGCAUUAGACCUCCCUCGAGUGGAUUCUGCUCCUCCCCACACAGCUUCCCUCUAUCCCAAGAACUCAGACUUGUUUGAGAUGAUUGAGAAGAUGCAGGGAAGCAGGAUGGAUGAACAAAGAUGCUCCUUCCCACCACCUCUCAAAACAGAAGAGGAUUACAUCCCGUAUCCCAGUGUCCAUGAGGUCCUGGGGCGCGAAGGGCCCUUCCCCCUCAUCCUGCUGCCUCAGUUUGGGGGUUAUUGGAUCGAAGGCACCAACCAUGAGCUCAGCAGCAUCCCGGAGACUGAGCAGCUCCAGUCCCCCACGUCCAAAGUGAAGCUGGAGUGCAACCACACGGCUCGGCUCUACCGGAAGUACUUCUUAGGCAAGGAACACUUCAACUACUAUGCCCUGGACACCGCCCUGGGCCACCUGGUGUUCUCACUCAAGUAUGACGUCAUUGGGGAUCAGGAACAUCUCCGGCUGCUGCUCAGGACGAAGUGUAGGACCUACCAUGACGUCAUCCCCAUCUCCUGCCUCACAGAGUUCCCCAACGUAGUCCAGAUGGCCAAGCUGGUGUGUGAGGAUGUCAAUGUGGAUCGAUUCUACCCAGUGCUUUACCCCAAGGCCUCCCGCCUCAUCGUCACCUUUGAUGAACAUGUCAUCAGCAAUAACUUCAAGUUUGGGGUCAUUUACCAGAAACUCGGGCAGACCUCGGAGGAGGAGCUGUUCAGUACCAACGAGGAGAGCCCUGCCUUUGUGGAGUUCCUAGAAUUCUUGGGUCAGAAGGUCAAACUACAGGACUUUAAGGGGUUUCGGGGCGGCCUGGAUGUAACUCAUGGGCAGACGGGGACAGAGUCCGUCUACUGCAACUUUCGAAACAAAGAGAUUAUGUUCCACGUGUCCACCAAACUGCCCUACACGGAGGGGGAUGCCCAACAGUUACAGAGGAAACGGCACAUCGGGAAUGACAUCGUGGCUGUGGUCUUCCAGGAUGAGAACACGCCCUUUGUGCCCGACAUGAUUGCUUCCAACUUCCUACAUGCCUAUGUAGUGGUGCAGGCGGAGGAUGCUGGCCCCGAUGGGCCCUUUUACAAGGUGUCAGUUACUGCCAGGGAUGACGUGCCCUUCUUCGGGCCCCCACUUCCGGACCCUGCUGUCUUCAGAAAGGGCCCCGAAUUCCAGGAAUUCCUGCUGACAAAGCUGAUAAAUGCAGAGUACGCCUGCUACAAGGCGGAAAAGUUUGCCAAACUGGAGGAGCGCACCAGGGCUGCCCUCCUGGAGACCCUCUACGAGGAGCUGCACGUUCACAGCCAGUCCAUGAUGGGCUUAGGGGGAGAUGAAGACAAGAUGGAGAAUGGAGGAGGGGGCAGUGGCGGCUUCUUUGAGUCUUUCAAGCGCGUGAUCCGGAGUCGCAGCCAGUCUAUGGACGCCAUGGGCCUCAGCAACAAAAAGGCCAGCACCGUGUCCACCAGCCACAGUGGGAGCUUUGGCCCCAACAACCCUGACUUGGUGAAAGCAGCUGGCAUAUCAUUGCUUAUCCCGGGGAAAAACUCCAGUAGAUUCGGACGUCGGGGCAGCGCCAUAGGCAUAGGAACCAUAGAAGAGUCACUGAUUGUGCCUGGGAAGAGUCCCACCAGGAAGAAGUCGGGCCCCUUCAGCUCACGCCGGAGCAGCGCCAUUGGCAUUGAAAACAUCCAGGAGGUGCAGGAGAAGAGACCUGACGCUGAAUCGCCCCGCUGUCCCCGGGUGCCCCGAAGAGAGAGCCCGCCUGCUGGCCAGAAGACCCCAGACAGCGGACACGUAUCUCAGGAGCCCAAGUCGGAGAAUUCGUCCAAUCAAAGCUCCCCAGAGAUGCCCACCACCAAAAACAGGGCAGAGAUGGCCAUCCAGAAGGCUGAGGCGCUGAAGGAUUUCUCGCGGUCCUCCUCCAGUGCCAGCAGCUUCGCCAGCGUGGUGGAAGAGACAGAAGGUGCCAAUGAAGAUGACAUGGGCAUGGAAAGUGUGUCCUCUGGGAUGCCACAUAAGAGGGACUCCUUCAUCUACAGUACUUGGCUGGAGGACAGCGUCAGUACUGCCAGUGGGGGAAGCUCACCAGGCCCCUCUCGGUCACCACAGCCAGAUGCCAGGAAAUCGGGGGAGCCGGCCUGUCCAGAGAUUAAGAUCCAGCUGGAGGCACCCGAGCAGCAGCAGCAGACACCCCACUUGGGCUGCUAGCCCUUCGGCCAGGCCUCCGUGGAUAGGACAUCCCAGACCCCUCGGCAGAAGCACAAGCUGAGAUCGCUGCUGCAGAGCAGAGAUGGCGACUCUGCCUUUCUCGCCACGGCCGCCUGCCGGACUGGUCCCUUUGCUCUCUUUGUGCCCUCCCCUUGCCUAGGACCACAGCUCUGCCGGGCGGAGCUUCCUGGGUCUCAGGGCCAGGCCAGACCGCCGGAGUCCCAUGAGCUGCCCGCCCCUGCCCCAAGAAAGCUGCGGGCAUUGUGCCUGCCAAGGGGCAUGGUGCCCACCCAGGAGGCUAGCAGCCCGCCGAGGACCCCCGGCGCAGCCUGAACGGGUUGCUGCCAGAACUUCCAGCCUGAGCCCUUGCCCUGCUUCCUUGCAACCCCCAGAACUUCCAUCCCUGGGGAUGACCUGAUCCCUGCCCAUCUCAGAAGAAACCAGGCUGGCACCUUUCUGGGUUGGGCACCUUCUGGGGCAUCACUGUACACAGCCACUCCUGCCAGGGUUCAAGACGUCUUGGGCUGGCAGGAAGCUCUGGCAGAGUGGAAGAAGCCCUGGCCUGGGCCUGUCCCAGCCUCCCUCCUGCUCUCUCCUAGCUAUGUGAGCCACGUCAUUUCUCUCCAAGCCUCAGUUUCCUCCUUAGUGUAAAGGGGACCCGGACUCGAUGGUCCCCCGCCUCUUUCCCAGUUCCAGAAUCCUGCCAUUUCGGAGCCUGCUGAGGCGGGAAGCUUGUAGCUUGUAGCCGCCCCCCCUUCUUCCUCCCGCGUGACGCCCAGAGCAGGUGCCCCCUCCCCCCUCCAUCCAGGACCGCAGGCUGCCCAAUCUUGCCCAUUAUUGACAGGCCAGGCUGUCAGUCAGGGGCCUCUACCUCGUGGGCCCUGUUCAGGCCACCAGGUUGAGGGGAGCCAAAUUAGGUACUCACUGGGCCGCCUUCCCCAGACCCUCUCCCCGCUCAGCCCCUGCCCACGGGGCAGGCAGUGCUUUGUGUCCCUCCCCUAGUCCUGCCCCAGGGUGCCCCCCAGCACCGCCCGCGGCAGAGAGACUGGCGCCCGGCGGGCCCACCCCGAGACUCCAGCUAUCUAGUUCUCACCCCCCAUCGCUCUCCCCAGUUCCUUACCUCUGGUGUCCCCCCGCACCCAGGAAGGCGGCAGCCCGACGCCCUUCCCCCAACACCACCCCCCCCGGGGCGGCUGGCAGGCUGGGCCAAGGCUGGGCACGGGGAGGGCCGGCUCUGGUGCUGCCUGUGGUCGUGGCACCCCCAGCUGGGGAAGAGGGGGGUGCUCCCGUCCUCCCUGCCCGCUGCUCUGGCCCCUGGGGGCUCCCGGAAGUCGGGGUGACGGCGGAGCUACUGUAUGUCCAUGUUGUGUGUGUUUGUCUGUGUUUUUUAAGGCCUCGGGCCCCAGGGCCCGGCGCCCAAGCCAAACACUUGUUCCUGAGACCGCGGUUGUGUGUGUAUCAGUGACAGGUGUACAAAAUAAAGUUAUAUUUAUCACUAUUGUAA
Messenger RNA from Antechinus flavipes (yellow-footed antechinus), 3885 nucleotides. RefSeq names its product RAP1 GTPase activating protein (gene RAP1GAP). Gene Ontology annotation, molecular function: GTPase activator activity. The record is from RefSeq and is a predicted model, not a curated record. The transcript has 26 exons. Gene Ontology annotation, biological process: activation of GTPase activity; regulation of small GTPase mediated signal transduction. The coding region runs from base 264 to 2381 and encodes 705 amino acids. Gene Ontology annotation, cellular component: cytoplasm; membrane. Lineage: Eukaryota; Metazoa; Chordata; Mammalia; Dasyuromorphia; Dasyuridae.